This is a messenger RNA of Penicillium mononematosum, 366 nucleotides long. RefSeq lists its product as uncharacterized. The coding region runs from base 1 to 366 and encodes 121 amino acids. The transcript has 3 exons. The record is from RefSeq and is a predicted model, not a curated record. NCBI's taxonomy places the organism in Eukaryota, Fungi, Ascomycota, Eurotiomycetes, Eurotiales, Aspergillaceae.
AUGGCUAAUGGGGUUCAACCCUUGCCACUCGAGGUUGUUGCUCACAAUGCCACCGUCAUCCUAAGCGGUGUGAUUCUAGGCGCACUGCUUGCGUUUGUUACUUCUCACUUGGGCUGGCUGCGCCACCAUGUCCGCCUGAAUGACCGCUUGGUCAACACACUCUUCCCACUAGGGCCGCAGGUCUUUUUCUUUACAUUACCGUUGUGGUUCAUUGUGACAAUACGUCCUGCUACGCGCAUUUCCGUGCUCAUAGUGGAAUACGCCACUGCGCUUUGCAAGUCAUUGGCAUCCUAUGCAUUCCCGGCUCCGGAGGGCAAUAUCGUUGACAGCGUCGAAAUCCCGGCUCAAAUUACCAAGACAUCUUGA